AUGAAAAAAAAAGAAAAGUCAAAUCAUCACACAAAAGAAGAAGCUCCCUCUCGUGUUUCCAUCUCUUCCAAUGAUUCUUCAAGUACCAAAGGUAGUGUGGAAGAGAUUGAUAUAGUGACAGAUGACAUGAUUGGUGGAGCCGCCAUGCUCGCAUCACAAGCAGGAGGUAGCAAACGAAGGCAUCGAUUCAGCAUUAGAAAUCUAUUGGGAGGUAAAAAAGGUGAAGUGAGUCCACGUGCCAGCAACCUGUCAGCUGCCACUCAAUCCACAAGUGCGUUGGAUGAUUUCAAAAAAAUGGCAAAUAUGGAAAAAUUGAGUUUGGAUGUUCCUACUUUGGAUGGUUCCGAUUCGAGCGACCAAUCAUUAAUUGAUUUACAACGAAGAAUUGCAGAAAAUGAUCAAGGAUCACCUUCUCCAAAAUCUCCACAUGGUAUUUCAACUUUUAAAAGUUCAAGUCAACUCAGUAGUGUGAACUCUCCAAAUACAGCCACGACCAUGACUGAUUUAUCUCCUGUCAAAUUGGCAGAAAAUGAAAGAAUUGUGACCAUCGAGGAGUUGGAGUUAUUGAAAAAUGCAGCCACCAAUGCAGAAACAUUAAAAACUCAACUCGAAACCAAGAUUUCCCAAUUAGAACAAUCAUUAUUGACAUUGAAACAAGAAAGAGAAACUCAGUGUAAGAAAUUGGAAGAGGAGAACAAGUCACUUUCAGAAACAAUUUCAAAAUUGCGUCAAGAAUCAGAAUCCAAAGAUUCCAAAAUUUCACAAUUUGAACAAGUCGAACAGAAAUUGAAAGAAGAAAAUUCAAAAUUGCAACAACAAGUUCAAGAACAUGUCAAGAUGCUCACUGAAAAAUUGCAACAACAAGAUGAAAGUGGCAAAUCCAUUGUGGAAUCCUUAAAAAAGACGCAUGAAGAAUCUAUCAACAAACUCAAAGAAGAAUAUGAAAAGAAAGUUAAAGAACUUGAAAGUGAAAACGAAGGACUUCGUGACGAUUUGAUAAACUUGGAUUCACGAGCAUCUGAUGUUAAGAAACAAUUAGAAAAGAAGAAUAAGGAUUUACAACUUUUACUGGAUGAAACCAAGAAGAAAUUCGAACAAGAAAUUGAAUCUCUCAAAAAGGAAAAUCAAAAGAACAAACGAGAAGCUGGACAACACAUUAUUAACAGUGGAGGUGACGAUAAAGUGAAGGAAGAAUUUGAAAAGUUGAAACGUUGGAAUGAAGAACUCAAUGAAAUGCUCUCUGUAGAACAACAAGGAAUUACUGCUCUUGAAAAGGAACGUGACAGUCUUGCAUUGCAAGUGAGCGAAUUGAAAGCUAAAUUAGAAGGAAAAGUUUCAGAAGAUGGUGAAGCAUUACCUGAUAUGGAAACUUUGUUAAAACAAUUGGAAGAUGUCACCAUGGAAAAGGAAGUUUUGGAAGAAUUGAGACAAGAAGAACUUGUGGAAUAUGAAAAAGUGAAGGAAGAAUUAACUUUGGAAAAUACCAAUUUGAAAGAAGAGCUUGAAAAACUCAAAAAAUCCAAAUCAGUACCACCUUCUCCAUCCGCAGUGCCAUCAUCCACAACGAUUGAAGAAAAUGGUGUCAUUAAAACUCUCGAAGACAUUAUUAUGGAAAGAGACGUCUUGGAAGAAUUGAGACAAGAAGAAUUAUUGGAACAUGAAAAAUUGAAGGAGGAUUUGAGUGAUGAAAUUGAAUCCUUGAAAGAACAAAUUGAAACUCUCAAAAAGAAUAAUUCAAGUGUUUCAUCAUCAACGAGUGUUACUGCUGCAAAGGAUGACACCUUAAAACUCAUCGAAAGUCUUCAACUCGAAAAUUCACAAUUAAGAGAAUCACUCGAACUUACCAAAAACGUUCAAGAAAAGAUUGUAGUCGAAAAGGUUGAAGUUGAGAAAGUGGUUGAGAAGAUUGUUCCAGUUGAGAAAGUGGUUGAAAAAGUGGUCGAAAAAAUUGUCACUGUUGGAGAUGACUCUGUCAAGAAGGAAAUGGAGAAUUUGAGAGAACAAGUUGAGUCAUUGAUUAAUCAAUUGGAUCAAUCGCAAGAAGUUGUAAGAGAGUAUGAAAAGAAAUUUGAAAGUGAAAAUCUUGUGUUGAAUCAACUCAAGAAGGAACUCGAAAUGGAGACACAAAAAUGUCGUGCACUUCAAGAAGAGUUGUCGAAAAAGAAAGAUUCACAACAAUUGUCCACUUCAUCGGCUGCUGCUGCUGCUACUGCUCCGGCUACCUCUCACGAAAGUUCAUCGAUGACUACCACUACUCUUCCUCCUGUUAUUGAGAAUAAGACAAUUCUCACUCAACAAGAAGAAGAAUCUUCAACAACCUCUGUGGAAGAUGUGGGCGACAUUAAGCUGGUUGACAAACCAGUGAUUGCUUCUCUUGAAAAGGAUGAUCUUUUCAAACUUCGAUCAAAAUAUGUCUUGUAUUCAGAAGAGUCAGAAGAGAGUAUAGCCACUCCACCUUCGGUGGCGACCAUUCAAACUCAACCAACAGUUGAAGAGGAGCCUGAGGAAGAACAGAAUCAAGAUGACGAUGAUAUUUAUCAACAUGAAUUGAAACAAUUUGAGAAGGAUUUGGAUAGAAUGUUGGUUAAGAAUUCUAUUAAUUUGUCAGGAAAGAUUAAUUCGUUGAAAGAACUUGAAUUGUUGUGCAUCAAAUUGAAAUAUAACAAGACUUGUAAAAUUUUAGAUUUGUCAAAGAAUGACGCCAUUGACAAUAAGGGACUAAAGGUGUUGUGUGAAAUGUUGAAAGUGAACAAGACCAUCACUGAUCUCUAUUUGGAAGAAACUCAAAUUACAACCAUUAAUCCACACUUGUUUGACGUUUUCCAAGACAAUUAUACAGUCACUAAUAUUAUCUUCUCAGAGGAGUUGGUUCCUGGCUAUGAAUUAGACAAGUUGGAUGCCCUUUUGGAUCGUAAUGAAACUUAUUAA
This is a messenger RNA of Naegleria fowleri, 2928 nucleotides long. RefSeq lists its product as uncharacterized. NCBI's taxonomy places the organism in Eukaryota, Heterolobosea, Eutetramitea, Acrasida, Naegleriidae. The transcript has a single exon. The record is from RefSeq and is a predicted model, not a curated record. Bases 1 to 2928 code for a protein of 975 amino acids.